CUUCAGCUUGCAAGGGGUCAGGGGCACUUGAUUCAUUACUAUUAUUUUUUUUUAUAACAUCCAUCCAUCCAUGUAUAACAUUUACAGAUAGGCUAUUACAUGUAGGUGCCUAAUCUACAUACUCCACGCAAGAUGUAUUCUAUUGUACGGCUGUAAAACAGCCCACUCACUCUCUGGCCUCGGUUGUUUGUUUGUUAUCCUAUCUUAAACCAACAAUCACUAGACGAAGCCAUAGAUGUCCUCUUCGAAUCCCAGCUCGGCGACUACCGCCUUGCCAGGUCCCGCACGAGAUCCUCCACCGCCACCACAACCCGGUUUAACGCGCGCUGCGACUCUACCCAUCGAUUUGGCAUCACCGCGGUCUGCUCGUUCUCACUUAGCUCCAGAAGAUGCUUUCAAUACCGCGCUCCCCACCCGACGGCCAACGGGGUUCGAUACUAAUGGCCUCGGCGAGGUCCGCGCUGAGUCGCGGCCUCGGAAGAUGGGCUCGAAGCUCGGGAGUAGGAGUAGGAGUCGACGUCGGAGACGUAAUUGGAAGAAGCUACUUUGGGUAAAACAGUCCUACCCAGAUAACUACACCGACCAGGCCACCUUUCUCGAGAACCUUCAGCGUAAUCCGAGACUUCAGCCAUAUGAAUUCUGGCCCCUCGUAGCCGACUCGACCGUUAUCCUUCAACAAGUAUGCUCCGUUAUUAUAUUCGUUGUCAGCUUCGUCGGAAUAUUCCAAGAGCGCGUUUCCCCUGUUGCUGUGGUGGGCUGGGGCAGUUUUGCGACCUUUGUGGGAUGGCUAUUAUGGGACUGGUGGGUGGGCCAGGAAGAUGAGGACGAAGACCUUCAGAGACGCCAUAGUAACCGUAGCCGUUCAAUAAGAGAGCCGAAGAGAAGGGAUCGUUCCAAUGUUGCGGGAGGAGGUCCUCCAUCUGCUACAAGUUCCAUGGCGAAUCUAUCAGCAACGGAGCGAUCCUACCCGCAGGGGAAUCUAGUAGCCAUACGACAAUCACACUCUACUUCCGCUACCUCUCUCCAAUCUAGUACUUCGCAGGCUAGCAACAUGGAUCGAAGGUCUUCCGAAUCCCUCGAAGUGCCGAGCCACCGCCCGUCGUCCCCUCUACGUCAUGGACGAACUAAACUUCGUCUUAGUACGAUUAAAUCUGCCGUUCUCAUCUAUUUCACCCUUCUCGGGUUGUCACCUAUUCUAAAAUCUCUAACCCGCUCUACCUCGUCCGACAGUAUUUGGGCUAUGUCUUUUUGGUUACUGGCGAUGAAUAUUUUCUUUCACGAUUAUUCUACCGGUCCCGUCAAGUUCCCAGCCUCGCUCUCGACGAAUGCGGCGUUAAUGGCGUCCACGGUGCUGGCCUCUCGCCUUCCUUCUACAGGGCAAGUUUUCAGCCUCACACUAUUCAGUAUCGAGGUCUUUGGUUUAUUUCCCGUUUUCAGACGGUACGCCAGACAUAGAAGUUGGAAGUACCACGUCGCGUUGUCCGUAUUGCUUGUGACGGGCGCCGGUGGCGGUGUUGGCCUGAUUCUCGGUGGGGAAGAGGACGGCGUCUGGCCCUGGAGAAGUGGACUCUUAGGCGUAUUAGUAGCAGUCAUUAUCGCUGUCAUCGCCAUGGGCGGUUGCAGUUGGUGGCUUAUCGGGCUUCAGAAGUACAAAAAUGCAAUUAACGGACCCUGGGAUCAAGCAAGGCCAAUCAUUAUUAGCCGCAGGCUUUGGGAUGAUGAAUAGAAAUAUAACAAAAUUCAAGACUAACAAUAACGCGAUCUCACCAGUGUUCUAUUCUAUCUCCUUGAGGUUAUGGCGAAUUUCACAACUCAUAUAUACCGUUUAAAAGCGCAAGCCGUGGCCCCAGUACUUCGAAGUAUCUACCCAUCAUCUGCUUGAGCUACAAUUUGCUUACCAUAGGAGAUCUUGCCUUGAUCGAUGUUCACAUCCGACAAUGGGUAUGACGAGUGACCACCCAAACACCUAUUCUUUAGAACAUGCUGUGGCAGGUUACACCACUCGGUUAGCAAGUAAUCAUCAUUCAUUCAC
This is a messenger RNA of Hypoxylon trugodes, 2032 nucleotides long. RefSeq names its product GPI2-domain-containing protein. Gene Ontology annotation, cellular component: membrane; glycosylphosphatidylinositol-N-acetylglucosaminyltransferase (GPI-GnT) complex. Lineage: Eukaryota; Fungi; Ascomycota; Sordariomycetes; Xylariales; Hypoxylaceae. Gene Ontology annotation, biological process: GPI anchor biosynthetic process. The transcript is spliced from 3 exons. Bases 236 to 1726 code for a protein of 496 amino acids. The record is from RefSeq and is a predicted model, not a curated record.